AUGAAAUAUAACCCUUCCAAGUCUUCAUCUCCAACUUUAAAACCAACAUAAGGAAUUUACUCAUGGGAAACUGUUAAAGGGACUCACUUUCCGAUGGUGACCCGGAGCACUUUGGCGUUUUAUUUAUUAGGAAGUCCGCCUGGUCGCCUUUAUAAUGGAAACGUGUGUCGAGAGACGCGCUUGCCGUGUGGUUUUCACGGUCUUUCUGCUUGUCCUAAAUACUGUGAUUGCCGAGACUUUAUCUCCAGACGCGGACACCGAUAACCCACUGAGUAACGUUACCGAAACUUUUUUUACCCGAACAACUGGUGUAAAACAAACCUCCUCCUGGCCGGGGAGAGAGGCCACUGCAACAGCUGUGGAUCUAUCGAGUGGACCGGGGGAGAUGACGGACAUUCCCGCCAGUGUGUCCAUCACUGGAGGGCGAGAGGGACAUUCAGGAAAACCUUUAAGCAUCUCUACAAAUACAGCUGACUGGAGGAUGACCUCGGAUGAUUCCACUGAACAUCUGCAGACUGACAAAGAGUUUACCCGUAACGCCACAGCCCAAUGGGAGGGUUCAUCAGUAGCAUCGCACAGCAUCACCAGCCACCAUCCCGUUACAGAGGCUCGAACAGUGCGAGAGGUUCCCGUAACGGAUCUGAGAGAUGUUGACACCACCAACUCGGUCUCUCACACUGAUAGCACCUACAUUUCCACAACCAACCGAGUCAGAGAACGCAUGCUGCUCUCUGUGACCUCCAACAGCACCUCUGCGUACACUGAGGACUCCAACUCCUCAGAUGCUGUCGCUCAAACCUCCAGCUGGGAAGUGAGAAUGUCAGGAGCCACCCAGGGCACGGAGGAAACCGUAGAAGAUGUAUCUACAUUGUCUGAACAGACUGAACCCACUUUUGAAGAUCAUAAUGCCACCAAUGCAACUCAAGGCCACUCUUUGGAGACCGAGCAGUCAACGUUUUCCCACGACACUGAGUCACAAACGGGACAAUCUAGUGUUACAGGACAGACUUUUGAACAGGUGUCUGAUAAUGACAAUGCAAAUUCAACACCCCCUCUUACAAUGAUCAACAGAGAUCAUGGGGAAAUGGAUGCCACAUCAGUGAGUGGUGGGACGUCUUAUACAGAAAAUGGUGACUCUGUGUCAUCUGUCCCACCUUUUACCUCCGGUGAACACAAUGCCACUAGCACAUCUCAACAGAGUCGUGAUUCCACCGUGACUUAUUCUCUGGAUACUGAUGCUUCCACUGAGUUUUCUACUGGAUCUGUCAGCUCAACUGGCCGUGAGGAACUCGAAGGGUCUCCGACCCAUACAGUGGAGGAGACAACCAUUCAGGGCCUGACCACUUCACCCCCAGUGCCAGAAGAUGUAGCCACCACAAUUGAUGACUCAUUUACGAAGCCCCAUACUGGCAAACCACCCUUCGUCCCAAAAACUGAUGAUCAGACCAACACGGAAGUGGUGCCAACAUCUGCCAUGCCAGCAACUCAUAGGCCACAGGUUACAGAGGAAGCCACUGAUGAGGCAUCAACUGUUUACAGUUCUACCAACACUUUCACUACAAUGAAUCCUCUCGUUACCACUCGUCAGCUCCAGCCAAGCACCACACCUCAAGCCCAAACAGAACACACUACCAUCCUCACCACAGAUAUUGUUCAGGUGCUGCGGACGACACCCACCACAGCCCAGCACCCGCUUACCACCACUACUGGUGGACCACAUGCACCCAGUACAUCUGAUUCUGCUGACGUCACUACCUUGCACUUAGAAACCAGCACGGCAACACCAGGGAACACUACUGCACAUGGCGGACGUGCAACAACACCUUACAGCAAGAGCACCCCGACCAAGACCACUGGGGUGGAAACCACCCGGAAUCACAUGGACAGAAGCACCACAGAGAUGGCAAUGACAACUACGCAGAUACCAUUUAAGUCAACAGCAUCGCCAGAUCAUGUGUGUGGGCCUCAAACUUGUGCAAAUGGAGGCCACUGUGUUAGAUCAGCUAAGGGAAGUUACCACUGUCAGUGUCUGCCUGCAUGGACAGGACCCUUCUGCACGGAACAUGUGGAUGAGUGUGUGAAUAGUCCGUGCCCCCAGGGGUCAGUGUGUGUGAACACAAGUGGCUCUUUCAGCUGUAAGUGUGCCCUGGGCUUUGACUUGGAGGAUGGCCGCAGUUGUACGCAAGUGAAGACAUUUUUGGGCACUUUCACCGUCAACACCUCAAUGCAUCUCAGAAGUUCCGUUCCGUAUGAACUGCACAGAGAGAUUUUACAGUUGCUCAAUGCCUCGCUCUCCAUCUUCCAUGGUUACCGACGUUCCACUUUACAUAAAAAAGAUGGAGGAGAUGUGCAGAUCUCAGUGGUGAGCAUGUUUUCACUCUCCACCAAUGUGACGAGCACGGAUGUCUUCAACAGCAUCCAGAUGUCCCUGAGCAACUGCAGCCGGACGUACUCACACUGCACCAUUAAGCUUCAGCACCAUCUCUCCUAUCACGCGGAGAGCCUGUGUUUGGCCCAGAAGACCAAGUGUGAUUUGCAGUACUCUGAGUGCACGGACUCUAGCGGGACCCCGUACUGUCAGUGCAAACCAGGAUACUUUAAAAAGAACCCAGAGGACAUGACCUGCAGAGACUGUGGAGAUGGACUCAAGCUUGUUAAUGGCAGCUGUGUUGAGUGCAUGUUUGGAUUUGGAGGUUUCAACUGCAAUAACUUCUAUAAGCUGAUAGCUGUGGUGGUCUCUCCUGCUGGAGGAGCUCUUCUGUUGAUUGUUGUCAUUGCACUUAUAGUCACCUGCUGCAAAAAGGACAAAAAUGACAUCAACAAAAUCAUUUUCAAAAGUGGAGACCUUCAAAUGUCACCCUAUGCAGAGUUUCCUAAGAGUAACCGUGUGUCUAUGGAGUGGGGCCGAGAGACUAUUGAGAUGCAGGAGAACGGCAGUACCAAAAAUCUCCUGCAAAUGACAGACAUUUAUUACUCGCCUGCACUGAGGAACUCUGACCUGGAGCGUAAUGGCCUGUAUCCAUUCUCCGGUCUCCCCGGUUCGAGGCAUUCCUGCAUCUACCCAGCUCAGUGGAACCCUUCCUUCAUAAGCGACGAUUCACGGCGAAGGGACUACUUCUGAUGGCCUUAGCCAGCAGGCGUGCAAUUUGAUACUGCAUAUAAGCUCUCUCGGCAUGAUUGGACCUGUUGCAGAUCCUGGAGCUGGAUACUGACCACUAAAGGCCUUUGAAUGUGAAAAUGAGCUGGCAGGAAAAAAACCAUUAUCUGUGAGACUGGAAGAAAGCCGCAGAGGCCUGUCUGGGUCAAUUUAGCAUUUGAACACAGUGCCACAAUAAGACUUUAGUUUCUGGUGUGGAGCUAAUGAACUGAUGUUCUCAUAGUUCCUCGCAGAGCAUUUAUACUUAAAUGGAAGUCAAUGAAAUUAGAAUAACACGUUAAGAUGCCUGGGCUACAGUAUAACUUUUAUAUGAUAAAAGUUUGCACUAUGAACUCCUUAAACAGAUAUUAUCUCAAAUGGAAAAAGCCAUAAAUGUAUCAUAUUUAUACUUGGAAUAAUGUACCCAACUGGUUUGUACUGUGUUUUGUGUGCAAUGGGGUAUCUGUAUGUCUGUUUGUGUAUGUUAAUCAAAAGUUAAAGGGAUGGUUCACUCCAAAAUUAAAAUUCUGAUAUCAUGUACUCACCCAAAACAUAUAUACCUUUCAUUCAUUGGUGGAACAUAAGCCUUAUUGACCAUAAUCAGUAUGUUUAUUGGUGCUUUUUGGAGCUUAACCUACAUUGUAUGGAAUAGAGCAGUGUGAACAUUGUUUAAAGCAUCUCCUUUUUUGUUCCAUAUUGUUUUGAACAAUUUGAGGGUGUGUAUAUGAUGACAUUGUUACAUUUUUGGGGCAAACCAUCCCUUUAAUGCUUUGUAGUGGUAUAAUUUUUUAUCAGAGAUGAUGUGAGAUUUACGCUGGAGAACUAAACCUGUGUAAAAGCUGGUAGGAUUUUGAAACAAUAUUACUGGAUGCAGCAUUCGUGUGAAAUGUAGCAAAUAUUGCCACAAGGUAUUACAGUUUGUUUGAACAACAGUAAUAAUCAUAAAACGCAUUGUUUGUUUCUUAAUUUAUUUUAUUUAAGUUUUCUGUAUCAGAUAAAGAUACUGUAGUAUGAUCUGAGGACCUCCCAUGUGUUUGUAUGGAUGCUUGGUGGUGCAUGAGAGGAUGGACUUCACCUGGUUCCAGGUGUCCAUUUUAUUUUAGCUAUGCGUGUUCUUGUGAGAUGUGCUUUAUUUGUAAUCUUUAAUAUCAGACACUGCUUUCCUAGCAUUUUUCCCCUCCUCUGUGGAUGGACACUUGAAUCUGGCGUUGUAGUCAGAAUUGUAUUGUAAAAUAAAAGAGAAAUAAAGUAUGAUUUCUUA
Onychostoma macrolepis is the source of this 4397-nucleotide messenger RNA. RefSeq names its product heart development protein with EGF-like domains 1 (gene heg1). Lineage: Eukaryota; Metazoa; Chordata; Actinopteri; Cypriniformes; Cyprinidae. The record is from RefSeq and is a predicted model, not a curated record. The coding region runs from base 155 to 3121 and encodes 988 amino acids. Gene Ontology annotation, biological process: heart development. The transcript is spliced from 13 exons. Gene Ontology annotation, molecular function: calcium ion binding.